Molecule: messenger RNA, 812 nt
Organism: Mycotypha africana
Lineage: Eukaryota; Fungi; Mucoromycota; Mucoromycetes; Mucorales; Mycotyphaceae
Product: acyl-CoA N-acyltransferase
Exons: 2
Coding region: 1-450 (149 amino acids)
Molecular function (GO): acyltransferase activity, transferring groups other than amino-acyl groups
Source: RefSeq, a predicted model, not a curated record
AUGGUUGUUUCCAGUAUCUUUGUGCGUAAGGCUGUCCAUACUGACUUGAAGUAUGUGGAAGAAGCAACUAAAGUUGUUAACGCAGCUUAUAGAUACGGGGCCGAAACCAAUACCAAUACCAACUUGGAAAGCUCGACUAAAAUAGUAGGCACAGUGCUACUUCAACCGUCUGAAAAUCCUGGAGAAGCAGAGAUUAGCUUAUUUUCGGUAUUACCAUCAUAUCAAUCAAAGGGUAUUGGCAGCCGAUUGAUUCGUACUGUCAUGGCCGGAAUGAAAGAUCUAGGAUUUCAUACCGCUGUGAUCCAUGUCAUUGAAAGUCGCAGCGAGAUUUUGGCUUGGUAUAAGAAGCUUGGCUUUGUUGAAACAGGAGAAAGGGUUCCUUUCGUUUGGCCUGAAUUACUGAAACAGGAUAACUUACAUUUCUUGACGCUAAAGAGGAAACUCGAAUAGAUAGAUUUAAUAAAGGAUAAAAUUUGCAGUUACUUUGCCCAUUGAUGGAUAUGAUUCGGGCUUUAUUUUUCCCCUCAUUUCCAAGCCAAUCAUAUGCGCUGUUGUUCAAAUCUUGAAAAAGAAAAAAGCUAUUUUGAAUUGCCCAAUAUCCAUAAGUGAUCAGUACCUCGUGCUGCGUUACUGAGGUCAAGUCCAUUCUGAAUCCCUUUAUUCCUUCUUUAUCUUUUUAUUUUACAAAAAUUCUGGCGGGGAGGAAAAAACGCUAAAUACAAAACAACAUGACCGAAAAAGCUCUUAUCGAUACAGACAUAGAGGAGACACCAACAGACAAGUUGGUUGAAACUUCAUCACCUGAUGAGUUA